Molecule: messenger RNA, 4398 nt
Organism: Xyrauchen texanus (razorback sucker)
Lineage: Eukaryota; Metazoa; Chordata; Actinopteri; Cypriniformes; Catostomidae
Gene: slco1c1
Product: solute carrier organic anion transporter family, member 1C1
Exons: 16
Coding region: 638-2785 (715 amino acids)
Biological process (GO): transmembrane transport; sodium-independent organic anion transport
Cellular component (GO): membrane
Molecular function (GO): protein binding
Source: RefSeq, a predicted model, not a curated record
UGUAGCUUGUGCUGUGGACAGUAGGAUGGACACAGGGGUAGAUACAUGCAGGACUUCAAGAAGGACUUUGCACCAAUAGUUUGACAUUUGUCUUACACGCUAACGUCAGCUUUGAUUUGCAGUCACAGUUUUCCUUUCAGGCGCUUGGAAACUCAAAGCCUAAAAUGACCAGCGCGCGUAUUUACGCAAGAUCGGAUCACUAGCGGCUCCAUCCAGGGACCCUUCAGCUCGGCGUGCUCAUCACGUGCUUCAGCUCAAUCCAUCCAACAGCUUCAAGCAGAAGAAACUGUUUUCCACAGUUCAGGAAAAGGCUUGUGAAAAACCGACAAUAUUGACGUAAAAAAAAAGAAAAAAAAAAAAAAUUUAACUACUCGGAAACAUCGAGCCGAAAGCGCAAAAGAUCGGAUGUGAGUGGCGGUGUUGGCAAAACCUCCAGGACCAAGUGCCUUUCCGCGUCUCUAGCAAGCCGUGGGAAGUUUCUUUCCCCCUGAAAACCAUCUGACACACAUGAUCUGCUUCAUACACACUGAAACUGGACCACUAGGGAUACUUAUCCAUAGAUUGUAUAACAGCCAAGAGAAGACGAGGCAAGGAAGUGGAUCGUGUAUAAACUGAAGGGUUUGGGGUGCAUGCAUAAAUGCCAAGAAAUUGCAUUAGAGAGACGUCACCCAAGGAAAACAAAAUUAGUUUAUGGAGGAUGGACCUGCCAAACAAGGAGAUACGGUCACCGGAGAUUGGCCCAAACUCGGCAAGGGGCUGUUGCUCAAGCCUAAAGAUGUUCCUCGUGGCCUUGUCCUUUACCUAUUUUGCUAAGUCAUUAUCCGGGAGUUAUAUGAAAAGCACAAUAACCCAGCUGGAAAGACGCUUCGACAUCCCCAGUUACUUAAUAGGUGUCAUUGAUGGCAGCUUUGAAAUAGGUAACUUGUUGGUGAUCGCCUUUGUGAGUUACUUUGGUGCCAAACUUCACCGUCCGAAGAUCAUCGCCAUUGGCUGCCUGCUGAUGUCAUUAGGGACUUUUCUAAUUGCCUUGCCUCAUUUUAUAAUCGGACGCUACAAGUUUGAAACAUCGAUAAGAUCAUCAGUGAACUCAACCAGUAACCUCUCUCCGUGUCCAGCGGUGUCUGCUAGCAUUCUGUCCACAGGUCCCAGCACCUCUUCGAUACCUAGCCUAGGUUGCGAACAAGAGUCCAGAUUGUCCAUGUGGAUCUAUGUUUUCCUUGGAAAUAUCUUGCGUGGAAUUGGCGAGACCCCGGUGCAACCUCUAGGAAUCUCAUACAUAGAUGACCAUGCUUUGGAGGAAAAUGCUGCAUUCUAUAUUGGAUGUGUCCAGACAAUAUCGGUCAUUGGUCCCGUGUUUGGGUACCUGCUGGGAUCCAUCUGUGCCAAGAUAUACGUGGACAUUGGAUUUGUCAACAUGGAGAGCAUUAGCAUCACCCCAGGAGAUGCUCGCUGGGUCGGCGCCUGGUGGCUGGGGUACCUCAUUGCAGGGCUCAUAACCCUUCUGUCUGCUGUGCCAUUCUGGUUUUUGCCCAAGUCUUUGCCGCUGCCAGAUAGACGGCUUGCCAAGUAUUCUCCUGAGCGAACCAGCUUCAUCAAAGACUCGCCCCUCCUGGAGCACAAGUACCAAGCAGAUGAGCCAACAAACUUCGUAGAAAUGGCCAAAGACUUUUUGCCAACACUAAGAUCCUUGUUAGGGAAUCCAGUCUAUAUUUUAUACUUGUGUGUGACCAUCAUCCAGUUCAACUCUUUGAUUGGAAUGGUGACAUACAAGCCCAAAUACAUAGAGCAACAUUACGGACAGUCAGCGUCCAAGGCCAACUUCUUAAUGGGAGUUAUCAACAUCCCAGCUGUAGCCUUGGGAAUGUUCUCAGGGGGUGUUAUCAUGAAGAAGUUCAAGCUGAGCAUCAUGGGAGCAGCCAAGUUUGCACUGGGAACGUCUCUCCUGGGCUACUUUCUGUCGCUUUUCUUCUUCGCAAUGGGAUGCGAGAAUGCCAACGUGGCGGGCAUCACCAGGUCUUACGAUGGGACGGAGAGUCUUUACAAAGCGGACAGUUCUCUGUUUGCGAGAUGUAACGCGGUCUGUGAGUGUCCUGAAGCAAACUGGGACCCUGUGUGCGGUGAGAACGGCCUCACAUAUGUCUCGCCCUGCUUGGCUGGGUGCCGGGGGUCCCACGGCUCUGGAAUGGACACGGUGUUUGAGCAGUGCAGUUGUAUAUCAGCCGGGAAUAAAACGGCCAGUGCGGGCCAAUGCAACAACAGGGAGAGCUGCCAGCAAGUCUUCCCUUACUUCCUGGCUCUGUCUGUCAUCACUUCCUUUAUUAUCUCACUGGGUGGGACGCCGGGAUACAUGCUGCUCAUCAGAUGCAUCAGGCCGCAGCUCAAGUCAUUAGCUUUGGGUUUUCACACACUGGCAACACGUACACUAGCUGGAAUUCCAGCUCCUAUAUACUUUGGAGCAAUCAUAGACACCACCUGUCUGAAAUGGGGUCACAAGAAAUGUGGUGGGAGAGGGGCCUGUCGAAUCUACAACACCACUGCCUACAGGAUAGCAUAUCUGGGCCUGACACUGGGGUUACGGACAGCUUCCUUCUUCCUGUGCGUGCUUGGGCUGGUGGUGUUACGACAGCACGUUAAAAAGCAAGAGCGCAGCACACUCGCCAAUGGAGUCACGGGGACCGCAGCCAGUGAACUGCAGGCCCUUAGGAAGGAAGAAAGCAAUGGGUCUAGCUCAGACCAAUGCCCACGAAACUCAGAUUAUGACCCAGAGCGAGAGACGCGUCUGUGACACACAUACUGUACACACACAGCAAACACACACAGGCCCGCGCAGGGAGCAACAGGGCUGUGAUCCAGCAUAUUUUAUUUGUUAUUUCUAUUUUAUCUUUCUACUUGACCCAUGUAAAUGAUGUGACAAGAAAAAGAAAUUGUUGUUUUGAUAUAGUCAAAUUAUUUCUUGAAUGUAAAUGCUGUUUUUCAAAAAGAAAACAAAAAAAAUGAAAGAAAUAAGAAUGUCUUAAAAACUACCUAAACUGCAAUUACCUGCAAUUUGUAUAACUGAAGUCUGAGGGGACAUAAAGACAUCUAUAUGGGUCUAAUCUCUUAAAGAGAAAUAGUCCAAUCUCUCAAAGUAGUCGUCAAAUGAAGUAUAAUUUAGGUUAAGUCCUCUCAAAAGUGUAAAUAAUGUGGUUUUUGUGAGCAUCCAACCAGCCCAACAAAGCAACCAAUGGCGUGCAUCAGCCAAUGGCAAACAGGAGGAGUAUUUGGGAAACCUGUUUGAAGUAAUUAUUUCUGCAAUUCCACUUGGUGCCACUAGGGGUACAGAAAUUGCACAAUUCACCUUUGAAUGGACGUUAUUUACAUUAGUGCAAUCUUCCAUUUUUGACGGGGAUGACCACCAGGCUGUGUGGAAUAUAUUUGCAAUCUGCAAUCCAAAUAAAUCAGUAGACGAAAAUCUCUAUAAAACAGGAGUUGUGGAAAAGGACGAGAUAUAUUCAGCACAUGACAUUGAAGAGACUGCAAGUCUAUUCCUCAGCCAGCCUCGUUUUAAUUCACGUCAAAAAUCAAAUAUGGCGCUACUGUGAAAAAGGUCGCCAUCCAAAUAGAGAUUGGAUUUCCUCUCAUUAAAGCCAUUGUAGUGCACAAGAACAAGAUUAUACCUUUUGGGUACAUAAUCAUGUCCAAUCGUAACUUUCUAUUAUGCCAUACACACAGAUAGAUGCCUGUAACAGUUGACCAUGACACUGUGUACUUAAUAUAGGUAGGCCUUGGAAUAUGGCUACAGGAGGUUGACUAUUUUGAGGAUAUCCAUGAAGAUCUCAAACUGCUUCUCAUUUGUUUUUUAACACAUGAAGCGUCAGGAAGGGAGUGUGCCAAGUGUCACACUAACGAAACGCUCACUAUUGUGCUUUUCUGUGUCAUCUGGUAGCAGUUCCUCCCAUUUAAGAAAAGCAUGAGUAACGGUCCAGUACCAUAGGCUAGCGAACAGGUGUAUGAUGGUAUAGGUAUGUAAGUAAUCAUCUUCAUGGUUGAUGUUGUAUAAAGUGUGUAUCUCAGUGUGAGAGAUGCUAUGUGUGUGUGUGUGUGUGUGUGUGUGUGUGUGUGUGUGUGUGUGUGUGUGUGUGUGUGUGUGUUACGUGUGAACGGGUGCAUUCCUGUGCCAAAAAUAGACAAACAAAAAAAAGUGUGAGAAAGAAAAGUCAACAUGGUCUAUUCUCAGGUUGUUCAAUCAGUUGUUCCUUAAAAUUUGCAAAUAAUUCUUUUAUAUACAUGCUCCUUUGUUCUUGGCACUACAGGUCGGCUCCUGAAAUAUUUUGUUCAUUUUGGGCAAUUGAUGUUUACCAGAAACAACCAAGGAAAUUAUUUUUAUUUCUGACGUGUAACGCGAAUAAAACGAGUGGC